This is a messenger RNA of Poecilia latipinna (sailfin molly), 2768 nucleotides long. RefSeq names its product hemicentin-1-like. Bases 387 to 1796 code for a protein of 469 amino acids. Lineage: Eukaryota; Metazoa; Chordata; Actinopteri; Cyprinodontiformes; Poeciliidae. The transcript has 8 exons. Gene Ontology annotation, molecular function: sialic acid binding. Gene Ontology annotation, biological process: cell adhesion. The record is from RefSeq and is a predicted model, not a curated record. Gene Ontology annotation, cellular component: plasma membrane.
UCCUCUUUGUUUAUUUAUACACCAAUGUGUUCAUCGGAAGUGCCCUAAACUUCCCUUUCCUACAAACUACAAAACAAGACUUUGCUAUUCUUCUUGCAAUAAGUGUUUGAAGUCAAAUGCAUAAAAGGUAAACUGCUAAAGUUAAGUUUGUUACUGUAUUUUUGUGUAGUUGGUGAGAAGGAAGCCGAGAUUAGGCAACAAGGGUGCAUACCAAAAGAGGGAAGAGGCAGGGGAAGUAAAGAAAGAGUCUCACAUUAAAAAUAACCAGAGAGAGAAAUACAGAAGAAAAUGGCUUGCAGGUGUGGCUCUUCCUGAGUCAGUUUGAUCAUCUUUGUAUACGCAAGAAAAAAUUGUCUUCACCCAGAGAGUGACAGGACUAAAUCAAGAUGUUUAUCCUCACCUGGCUAAUUUUACUCUUCAUCAGUUCCAGCUCAGUAUCCCCUUUCCAAAGUAUAGCUUUCUAUGUUUCAGCCUCUUCAGAAAUGAGUGGAAGCCUCACACUGAUGAUUCCACCGCUGACAGAAGGACAACAAACCAAUCUGACUUGCACCGCUAACCCCUGCUCUACCGGCGAAACUCCUGUCGUUGCAUGGAAAUGUACCAAUUCUAUGGAGAACACUUCCUUUAACAUAGAUAAUGUGACAGAAUCUCAAAAACCAAACUCAACAGUGACACUUAAACCUUCAGUUACACAUCAUGGCUCCACAGUCACCUGCCCGAAUAACAUAACAGCGAACGUGACAGAAGUUCUCAAUGUAACCUAUGUGAAGAAAUUGGAAAUCAGCGGAGACAAAACCAUUAAUGAGGGUGACGCCCUGAAUCUGACCUGCCGCUUUGAUGGUUUUCCUCAAACUCUCCUCAUCUGGACCAAACUUGGCUCCAACACAAGCAUGACCAAUGGCACUGGAGCAGCCACCCUCUUCAUGAGCAAAGUAACAGAAAAGGAUUCUGGUCAGUACAUGUGUACAGCACAGAACCAGAACAGGAAUCUGACAGUGGACGUAGCAGUGAGAUUGCGACCUCAGAUCCUAGAUCAGUCUGACUGUAAGUCUCAGCAGGACGUCCUGACCUGUGUGUGCAUCAGUCAAGGCUUCCCUUCACCCACAAUUACAUGGGAAUCAUUGCAGAAUCCCAUCAACUACUCCAUCAGCACUGUUGUACUGAACCACACAGUCACAAGCACCGUCUCCAUAAACAUGAAAGGCGUCUCCAAUAUUUCUGCUGUUUGCAUCAGCAGUAAUACAAACGGGAAAACAAGCAGGAAUCUUUCUAUAACUGAGGUGGAAGGUGAAGGGUACAUCACAAACUAUCUAUGGACUUUCACACAGAUGGGUAUAAUAAUUCCCUUUCUGAUUGGGGUGUUAGUUUCAGCAUCCAUUUCCUGCUUGUUGUGGCUGUGCUGCAGGGAAAAGCACAAGUCUCAUGGAAGUACGUCUGAGACUCUAGAGAUGGUAAUGACUCAAGAGACAAACGGUGGUCACACAGUGGAUUAUGAGCCAAUUCCGGCCAGAGGGACAGCUGGAGGAUCCAAUGGCUCAGAAGCUGGAGCAUCAAAUAUAGAAUAUUCUGAUAUUCAUUUGUUGAUCAAACAAGACGCUGCAAGCCCUUCAGGGAACAAACCAAAGGAAGAAGUCACAGAUUAUGCUAAGAUUAAGCCAAAAAGAGAAAGAAAGAUGGAAGAGGGAGAAGGGCGUGAAGAAGAGGAGGAGAUGAAACUCGCCUCUGUGCCAGAGGAUGAGGAGAGCGAGACUGUGGCAGUGUAUUCUAAUGUGACAAACCUGAAGGAUCAAAUGUAAGAAUCAUUAACUUUAGUAGACUGAAGAUGAAAACAUCACUGUAGUUGACUGUAUUUAUGCGUCAGCUGUCUUGAACAUGAAACAAAAAUUCUAGAGAGAAAAAAGAUAGAAAUAUAUUCACAAUCCAAACUGAUGGAUGUUUAAGUUAACAAGAAACCACUGUGCUGAAAGAUGGGAAAGUGGCUUCUGGUAAAGCAAGCAGGUGUCAGAUGUGUUUUGCAUGUGGAGUUCCUCUUAAGGAACAAAGUGAAACUGGGCUAAGUUAGUUAAAAGGUUUUUGAACAGCAGUGCAUGUCCCCAUAACAUUGUUCCUCUUUAUUGUAUGACUGAAAAAAGCUUCUUCUUUUUUUUCAGUUUGUUUGUCUUAGCUAAACGAAAGGAUUGCUUAUAAUUGCUCAGGUUUAAGCAUUGCAGCAGAAAUUAAAAUUCUGUUGAAUAACCCAGCAGAAAUGUUUUGUACAAAGAAAAUACUUUUUAAGUGCUUUAUGUUUUACCUUAUUCUACCAGCUAUAUUACACUGACGGUACACUGCUGCAUAGAUUGGGAGUCAACACGUUCUUGCAGUUCCUAUGUGCAGAGUAGUGUAGCUAGAACUCAUUACAAUUGAGUGACUGUGUGAUACAAUGAAACCAAUACUUAUCCUAACUGUAUAAGGGCCUUGUUGCUGUGAAAAAAAAACUUGGCUAUUAGACAUGCUGGUAAUUUUGUAAAUAAAUACCAUGUUUCCUUAAAGUUGUGCUUACCAGUGAGAAUUUGUAGUGCACAAGUAUCUGCAACCUGCUGAGAGAAUGCCUUUGUUUGCACAAUAAAUCACAUUUCAUCAGUGCUUUGCAUAAAUGUUAUUGUACAUGGCAAUGUAAAAUUUGCAAGCUUCAUUUAUUUCAUUAGGACUGUUUAAUAAUAGACAAGCAAGAAGUAUUAAACUUAUUUGUGACGUGGAAAGAAAUUACACAAAUAAAAUGUCUGAAAACU